This is a messenger RNA of Cyphellophora attinorum, 756 nucleotides long. Its product is annotated as Cytochrome b-c1 complex subunit Rieske, mitochondrial. NCBI's taxonomy places the organism in Eukaryota, Fungi, Ascomycota, Eurotiomycetes, Chaetothyriales, Cyphellophoraceae. Gene Ontology annotation, biological process: mitochondrial electron transport, ubiquinol to cytochrome c. The transcript is spliced from 3 exons. The coding region runs from base 1 to 756 and encodes 251 amino acids. Gene Ontology annotation, cellular component: membrane. Gene Ontology annotation, molecular function: 2 iron, 2 sulfur cluster binding; quinol-cytochrome-c reductase activity. The record is from RefSeq and is a predicted model, not a curated record.
AUGCGUCCAGCGCCCUCGUCUGCGAGCGCCGCUCUGCGCAGCUGGACCCGCCAUGCCUUCCCCAACACAUCCCAGACCUCCGCUGUCGCCACAGCUCGGCUAGCUCCCCAGACCACCUCCCUCACAUCACAGCGACGAGAUCAAAGCACUGCCGCCGCCGCCACCUCCGGCUCGAGCUUCGACUCACCAUUCACAAAGUACGACACAAACAAGAUCCCCAGUUUCGCCAAAUACAAGGCCAAGAGUCCCGAGGUCUCGAACCGCGUGUUCCAGUACUUUAUGGUUGGGUCAAUGGGUCUGCUCACCGCAGCGGGCGCGAAGGCUACUGUGCAGGAUUUCCUGGUAAACAUGUCCGCCUCCGCCGACGUGCUCGCACAAGCCAAAGUCGAAGUCGACCUCGCCUCGAUCCCCGAGGGCAAGAACGUCAUCAUCAAAUGGCGCGGCAAGCCCGUCUUCAUCCGCCACCGCACCGAGUCUGAGAUCAAGGAUGCUGAAGGCGUCAACAUAUCUAUCCUCCGCGACCCCCAAAAAGACGAAGACCGCGUCAAAAAGCCCGAAUGGCUGAUCAUGCUCGGCGUCUGCACCCACUUGGGCUGUGUCCCGAUCGGCGAAUCCGGCGACUUUGGCGGCUGGUUCUGCCCCUGCCACGGCUCUCACUACGAUGUCAGUGGACGUAUACGGAAGGGCCCUGCGCCGCUGAAUCUGGAGAUUCCGGAGUAUGAUUUCCCGAGUGAUGAGAGCUUGGUUAUUGGUUAG